AUGGCGGAGCAGGUCGUCCCCCCGAGACAGGAGCCCUGCUCUUGGGUCUCGAGUUGGCUUCCCUCAUGGCGCCCCACCUCCCCAACACAGCUCAAAGAAGCCGAGGAAAAAAUGCUUAAAAUCGUCAAGAAGCCAUUUUCCAGGCAGCACGUCCGAAUCUCUAACUGCAACUUUCUCUGGACGUUGGCCUUUUCCCCGCAGUCCAGCUCCUCCGCUCCCCCGUCCCGUCCACGCGUCCCGUUGGUCCUGCUGCACGGGAUCGGAGGAGGUGUGGGACUGUGGGCUCAGAACUUGGACGCUCUCUCCAGCUGGGGGUCUGUGUAUGCCUUAGACUUACUGGGUUUUGGACGCAGCAGCCGACCUCGGUUCUGCGCUGACCCGGUUUUGGCAGAGGAGCUGUUUUUGGAUGCGCUGGACGAGUGGAGGGAGAGAGUUGGGAUAGAGGGGAUGCUCCUUCUUGGACAUAACUUCGGGGGAUACCUGGCUGCGGCUUACGCUCUCAAAUACCCACAAAGAGUUAAACAUCUCCUGUUGGUGGAGCCGUGGGGGUUUGCGGCACGUCCCGAAAAUCCCAACUCCCGCUCCUUCCCGAUGUGGAUCCGAGCCAUGGGAGCGUUCAUGAGCCCCUUCAACCCUCUGGCGGCGCUCAGACUGGCAGGACCCUUAGGGCCCAUGCUGGUCCAGACAAUCAGGUCCGACUUUAAACAGAAAUACUCGUCUGUGUUUGACGACGACACCGUGUCUGAGUACAUCUACCACCUCAACGCACAAGAUCCAAGCGGCGAGACGGCGUUUAAGAACAUGACCGUUCCGUACGGUUGGGCGCAGAGGCCGAUGCUGCAGAGGAUCGGACGGGUCCAGGCUGACAUUCCCAUUUCCUUCAUCUACGGCUCCCGCUCGAGCAUAGACAGCGACUCCGGACACGCCGUCAAGACAAGCAGGCCAGACGUGGAGAUUAAAGUGAUCAGAGGAGCUGGACAUUAUGUUUUCGCAGACCAGCCAGACGAUUUCAACCAGACUGUCCUUCAGAUCGUCAGCCGAGCGGAGAGGAGCGGUCAGAGCGAGCCCACCCCCCUCGAGUAGAGAGGACACUGUGUGGGGUAUAAACAUGGACUCUUAACAUUAUUAUGCACUUUAUUUAUUCAGAUUUGUAUUUAAAUGCAGCCAUUCUCCGAAACAGAAACGAUUGCUGGUGUAAAUAUUAUGUAAAUAAAUCCAGACUCAAAUGCUCUUUAUCAGUUUUGUGAUUGUGGAAAUCUUGUUUUGUAACAUCAUGACCUCUCUCUUACUUUUAAACGUCUCCCUUUUCUGUGAUAUCUGUGAAAGAGUAAGACUAUUCCAGGAAAACUGCCUUUACGCCCUCACACUGUGCUGUUCUCAUGGUGGCCAGCAGAGGGCAGCAGAGUCACAGUCCAGUGCACGUCCCUCUGUGAGCCGGAGCCACAGGCCUG
Periophthalmus magnuspinnatus is the source of this 1451-nucleotide messenger RNA. Its product is annotated as 1-acylglycerol-3-phosphate O-acyltransferase ABHD5-like. Gene Ontology annotation, biological process: positive regulation of triglyceride catabolic process; negative regulation of triglyceride storage. Bases 1 to 1083 code for a protein of 360 amino acids. Lineage: Eukaryota; Metazoa; Chordata; Actinopteri; Gobiiformes; Gobiidae. The transcript is spliced from 7 exons. Gene Ontology annotation, cellular component: lipid droplet. The record is from RefSeq and is a predicted model, not a curated record.